GCCUUGAAAUUCCUGACGAGGUGCUUGUCGGUAUUUUCUCACGUUCACGGACUCUCUGAUCUCGCCUGGAGACUGUGACCUUGGUGUAAAUGUGACUGCACUGCAUUUGGCUGUAGCUGGCUCUGGUUUAAUCGAACAUUUCUAAAGAAAAAGGAAUAUGAACAGGUUGGAUAAAUUGACUCCUGCGUUAUUUAAAACACUACCCGUGGAGGUCGGCCAGGAAGCUUCCAAACCCAUCUGGGAGAGGAGAGAAACACGCCUGGAUUCCCACAAUGAUAUCUGCAGUGAGCUCAGUGGCGCCCCCCAGCAGGAACAAGAGGACUUGGGGGAGGCCUUUGACUUUGACAGCGAUUUAGAAGCAGAGGAUUCUGGGCCCAGCACGAGGGUAAAGGCCAGACCGAUCUCUUCGUCCUCCAGCACUGCGUUUGAGUCGCCUCCACCCCAGAGGAAUAGGACAACAGCGCAACUACCUUCCAACGCUGAACCAGAGAUAUUAACUCCGUCGUCCCAGACCCCCCCAGAAGCAGAUAAUGAUGGGUAUUCCCAUGUAAAGAAGGGACAUAUUGUUCGAUCUCGCAGCCUAAGAAAGAGUCUGAUUAGUAAAGGUUCCUCAUCUAAUCGUCUCUCCAGCUCACACAGCACAGAGGACGGGAUUAUCUACGACGACGUACCGUGCGACCAUGAGAACCAAGAUGGGCUGGAAUACCACCUGAUCUAUGAAAAUAUUCAUCUCGAGGGGUGUGAAGACGCCCCAGAAGAUACUGGCUGGAGCUCUAGUGAGUUUGAGAGUUAUAGCGAAGACUCAGAGGCAGAGGAAAGAAAACCAAAGCCAGCAAAACCAUUUGUUGCCUUCCAGCCCAAGCGCUCUCCUGACCUGAACAGGUUUAAGGAGAGGUACAGCAAGACUAAGAGAGAAAUCCUAGCUCUGAGAGCCCGGGGAAGGGAUAGCCACCAACCAAAACAGAGAUAUGAGUGUAAGAUGACGCAAUUGAUGAAAGCUGCGAGAAGCGGUACAAAGGAUGGGCUGGAGAAAACACGCAAUGCGGUGAUGCGCAAAGUAACCUUUUUACAGCGUAAAGAAACUACUGGUGACUCAGAGGAGGAGGAAAUGGGCUUUCUGGAAGUCAGUGGACUCGAUUUGGACUUGCAACCUCCUUCGUCUGAGCUUGGCCCGAUGCCAGAGGGUCUUAGUGCCCAGCAGAUCCUUCGUCGCCACAUUCUGUCUUCUAUAGUACAGAGUGAAAGGAGUUACGUGGAGUCCCUGCGGCGUGUCCUACAGGAUUACCGGGGGCCACUCAUGGAGAUGGAGCCCAAACUCCUUAGUGCUAGGAAGUGUCACGUCGUCUUCUCUCGAGUGAAGGAGAUUCUGCACUGUCACUCCGUGUUCCAGAUCGCCCUGGCCUCACGCGUGGCUGAGUGGGAUUCAUCUGAAAAAGUUGGGGACCUGUUUGUAGCCUCUUUUUCGAAGUCCAUGGUGCUUGACGUUUAUAGUGAAUAUGUUAAUAACUUCACCAACGCCAUGACGCUAAUCAAGAAGGCAUGCCUUACAAAGCCAGCGUUUCUGGAAUUCCUAAAGAAGAAACAAGCUGUCAGCCCGGAUAGGGUCACUCUGUAUGGUUUAAUGGUGAAACCCAUCCAGCGAUUCCCACAGUUUAUAUUGCUGCUACAGGAUAUGUUGAAGAACACGCCGCGUGGGCACCCUGACCGCCUAUCACUGCAGCUGGCGCUGACCGAACUGGAAACGCUGGCAGAGAAACUAAAUGAGCAAAAGCGCAUGGCCGACCAAAUGGCUGAGAUACAGCAACUGUGUAAGAGCAUCAGCGACCGCAACCCUCUUCACAAGAGUUUGAGCUCUGGGCAGCACCAGCUCCUCCUCUGUGAGACGUUUACGGAGAUGGUGUAUGGAGAACGAGGCCAGCUAUUGAAGUCCAAGGAACGCCGGCUUUUUCUUCUGAACGAUGGACUGGUUUGUGCCAACAUCAAUUUCAAAGGGCAGCCGGACAUUGGAAAUUUGGUGCCUCUUGGUCCUCGAUAUGUUUUGAAGUGGAACAUACCAUUAUCCCAGUUGCAAGUGGCUGAGUUUGGACAAGAGGGUCAUGUCUUUGAUAAAGAUGCCCCUAUGGGGUUACAAGCUGAUGGCAAGAAGCAGUCUCCAUCAAGCCAGACUAAAGGCUCGGUGGGAUCUCCUCGACUCUACCAGGAACUGCAGGAUGUUAAGAAAGACCUUGAAGUGGUGAAACAUAUCACACAGUUGAUCAGUACCCUGCAUGGAACAUAUCAGAAUCUCAAUAUGACCGUAGCGCAGGACUGGUGCCUCGGGCUGCAGAAACUGAUCCGUCUUAAAGAGGAAGAAAUCCAGUCUGCAAAUAAGUGUCACCUGCGCCUUCAGCUUCACCUCCCACGGAAAUCUGACAAGUCUGGACGUCCCUUGAGCUUCAUGGCACUUUUCAUCACUCCAAACCCACUGAGCAAAAUUUCCUGGGUGAACCGAAUGCAUUUAGCGAAGAUUGCACUUAGAGAAGAGAACCAGCCUGGAUGGCUAUAUCCAGAAGAAGAGAAAAAAACAAAGUCUCAUUUCUGGUCCCCUACGUUGGUGUGUCGGCUGCCCGCUUUCUCCACCAAAGCAUCAGAUUUGCAGCUCGGUGGAGCGGUGCACACCCCGGUACAGACGGCACUCCUGGGCUUCUCCUCUGUCAGCACCUGGUUACCGCAGGGGUAUUUAUGGUUGGGGGGUGGCCAGGUGGAUGGCGCAGGUCAGGUACAAAUCUUCUCUUUGAACCACACCUCGCCGCGCAUGAUGAAGGCAUUCCCACUGCCAUCACGGGUGUUGUGCGUGGAAAACCUGUGUGCUCCCUCUGCCAUGGAAAGUGUGGAGGUAGAGGAGAAUUAUUCGGCCACUACGAGCCCCGCUGUUUGUGUCGGGCUUCAAGAUGGGAGUAUUAUGGUGUACGGUAAUAUAGACACAGGUACGCCUUGUCUCAUGGCCGUGAAAAGCCCCGGGCUUCAUCCCGUAUUGUGCCUGAGGAACAGCCCAAAUUUCCUGUGUGCAGGUCUUCAGGAUGGAACUGUGGCUCUGUACCCCAAAAAACAAGGAGGACUCUGGGACCCGGGGAAUCCCAGCUUAGUGAAGGUGGGAAGAGGCCCAGUUCAAGCCUUGCUGGUGCUUGAUGACUGUAUAUGGGUGAGCUGCCAGAAUCGGGUAACAGUGUUGGACCCCUGCACCCUAAAGACACAGAGCUUUGAAGCAUUACAGGACGAGGCGUCGAGCGUCACCCACAUGGUGAGGGCAGGAGGAGGCGUUUGGAUGGCAUUUUCAACUGGAUCCUCUAUUCGUCUCUUUCACACAGAGACAUUAGAGCUUCUACAGGAGAUCAACAUAUCCACCCGCACCCUGCUCCUUCCAGGUCAGAAGAAUGCCAAAGUUACCGCGUUGCUGGUGUACCAGGGCCUGCUGUGGGUUGGCACAGACCUGGGUAUCCUGAUAACUCUGCCUGUGCCAAAACUAGAAGGGAUUCCUAAAAUCACUGGGAAAGGUAUGGUGUCCCUAAAUGGUCACAGUGGUCCUGUGCAGUUUCUCACUGUCGCUUGCAGUUCGAUGGCUCCAGAGUGUCUCCGGGCAGAGCAGGGAUCAAGUGAAGAUGUGCGGGACAGUGAUGGCCCAGUGGACUGCAAAGAAACAACAACUGAUGGGGCAUGUCAAGAGGUCUCAUCUGACAACCACCAACCAUCCCGCCUUAAAGGGAUUCUUCUACAAUACCGACUGCGUGGCACCUCCCACUUACCUGGCCACCACCUGUCUGCCAAGGAGGGAUCCAGAACGGAGUGUGCCACACCUGAAACCAGUGAGGAGGAUGGAUCUAUCUAUGAGAUGGCAGACGAUCCCGAUGUGUGGUUUAGAAGUAGACCUUGCACUAGAGACGUUCACCGCAAGGAGAUCACCUCAGUGGUUAUUGUAUCGGGAGGUCCAGGGUAUCGGAUCUUCAAUCCAACAUCAAACACUUCCCAGUGUGGUAAAGACACGGACAGUACCUUAUUAAUGUGGCAGCUGCCCCUUAUCCUAUAGCAUUGGCUGUUUAUAUUAAGCAAUCUGGGACCUUGGGUCUGAGAACUCUAUAUGCUGUUACAAUGACUCAAUGUUACAAGCUCAGGAAUGUUUACAUAUAGAGUCAGUAAGGCUUUCUGAGAUGUACCUAUCUCACAUUGGACAUUAACCUGGAAAGGUGAGGCCAGUAUAUGACUGAACAUAUUAUUUAAAUAAAAACACGUCAGUUAGUAUUCAUGGCCGAUGCUGUGAAGUGAUUAGCCCUUUUCCAUGCUCUAUUAAAAUCAUCUAGACUGUAUUUACCUACUGCGUAUGGAACAACUGAUUUACAAAGGCUUUGCCUUUAACCCCCCUCAUCCACAUAGCCCCCCUGAGGGCUUUACCUGUUAAAUGAUUUCUAAGGAUUUUUGGCCAGAGAGUAGCAAUGGGGGCACGAUGUACUUCUGGGGAGUGCAGCUUUAUAUUGUGGAACACUUGACUCAUGUUUUGAAGAAUGCCGCUCACGUUGCAUAACGCUUGGAUUGCUUUAAAUCCUUGAUCCCCUCAGCACAAGUUAUUACAGUACGACCCUAGAACAUGAAAACACAUGGAUUUACAUAAUAUUUAUUGAGGAUGUGGUAUGGAUAUUUCGCUAAUGUUUGUGAAUAUGUGAUCCAUAUAAAUACAAUCGUAUCUAAAUAUAUGGUUACAGCCAUAAGACUACAAGCUGACCAAAUUAUGGCUAAUAUCUGCCUUACCACUUGAAAAGAUAUAUUCCCUUUUUUGAAGCCAGAUGCUAUCCUGAGUGGAAUAGUGUGUAUUUUAUAAUGACAUUUAAAUAUAUAGGUUUAAACAGAGCUAUAGGUGCCUGGGACUAUUCCAUAUACAGUUUUCAACUAACUUGUGGGGACGUUAUCUCCUUUAAUUGAAUAACUUGAUGAAAACCCUGGCUACCAUAUUAACGUUUGGGCCUGCUGAUAGAUUACUGACUAUAUUCUUUUAGAAUAAUUUGGCGGCUUCUCGAAAGAUGCUUAAAUACGUUUUCUGCAGGUCCAUUAGGUCUUUGAAAAGUCUUGAUUAUAUUUGUUGUUUUUAGGAGAAUCCCGGCCCUCCUGAAUUUAGAAUGUAAAGCAACAUAGGACACCGCUUGGUUUCUCCAAAGGCAUGUUAGUGUUUUAUAUUAUUUUUUAUAUUAACAUAAAGCUACAGACAUGAGAUAUACAUGUUUCCCUGUAAUAUGUUUUUAUAAUUUAAUAUGUUGAGCUACAUAUUCUGGGGAUAGAUUUACUAAGCUGCUGAUAUGUGAUAUAGAAGUAGGGGCUUAUUCACCUUACCGAUACGUUUUGACACUUGUUUACAGAAGUGAGAGAGACGUUUUCACUCCGUGUGCCUUUAGCUGUUUCCAUUAGGUGGUUUACAGAUAAUAAUGGAGAUAUUGUGGCGUAUUGAUGGUAGACUACAUUGGGCAGCAGCAGUUAUGUCGGUCUCUGCUGUCAGCGCACAGCUCACAUCUUCUGGUUAAUGCCGCACAUACCGUGAUGUUUAAUUGUUAUUUUAACAACACAUGAAUCACCCGUAUGCUAUGAAAUGAAACCAUUUUAUCUGUAACCAAUCAUGUCCGCUGUAAACUGCAGGGAAUUACUCUCGUUAUUAAAGAAAGAAAAAGACGAUGUGCCAAAUGUACCUUUCUGUUAAAGAGGCCUGUCUUGGUAUUUUUUGUUUCUUUCCUCAUGCUCCUUGUCUUUUAAAGGACCACUGUCAUUAAAAAUAUAUACAGCCAUCUUUAUGCACCUUGCGUCAGACAGUCCCUGAUCCCAGCCAGUUCUCACUAUUUUGCAACCUAUACGUCACUUUUGAAAAAUGCCUGAUAGAAAAUGCUGCAAGCAGAAAUAGCACACGCCGGUUACACAUUGGGUUUGC
Messenger RNA from Pelobates fuscus (common spadefoot toad), 5941 nucleotides. RefSeq names its product Rho guanine nucleotide exchange factor 10 like (gene ARHGEF10L). The record is from RefSeq and is a predicted model, not a curated record. The transcript has 27 exons. Gene Ontology annotation, cellular component: cytosol. NCBI's taxonomy places the organism in Eukaryota, Metazoa, Chordata, Amphibia, Anura, Pelobatidae. Bases 158 to 4063 code for a protein of 1301 amino acids. Gene Ontology annotation, molecular function: guanyl-nucleotide exchange factor activity; protein binding. Gene Ontology annotation, biological process: SREBP signaling pathway; actin cytoskeleton organization; positive regulation of stress fiber assembly.